CAAUGCGGAACAAGUUUAACCAGUAAUACACCAUUCAAAUGCUAUAGUUGUAUGUCUCGUUAUUAUGGAGCUACGUGGCAGUUUGCUGGAUACAGUCGGAUUUAUAUGGAACCUCGUUCAUUUACAGACUAUUGCAGCAACCCAAAUAUUAGAGGCGCAGACGUUCCAUUUGUCUUUUGUGAUGGUUCCACUAAUUGCAUUUCGAUCGAGGAGAAUCUCAAAAUUGGAAUAGGCGCUCAAGGCUUUAUACGCGGAUGUUGGUCAUCAAUAUUCCUAUGGGGCUUUAAUCGAACUGGCACAGUGGGAGCUUUACGAAAUCGUGAAUUCUGUUAUAAUUUUAAUUUAUCUCAGGUUAUCGCUGGUGGAAAACCAUUUGAGUCACAGAUUUGUUCUUGUGGUGGCAAUCUUUGUAAUGGCAAUUCAUAUUCGUCAAGUAAUUUUUCUACGAAAUGCAUAAUUCUUCUUUCUAUCAAUUAUAUGAUAUUUUCUUAUAUUUUUAGGAUAUAG
Dracunculus medinensis (Guinea worm) is the source of this 507-nucleotide messenger RNA. The record is from the annotation of a GenBank genome assembly. Lineage: Eukaryota; Metazoa; Nematoda; Chromadorea; Rhabditida; Dracunculidae.